GGCUGGCAGAGAGCUAAAUGUUCAGCAGCAUACCGACACACAGAUACUGUACUCACCUCACAAUCUGCCCAGCCCAAGUCAACCUGUCAGGAGCAGAGGAGCACAACAUACUGGACUUAUUUUUCAAACGUUGUGGGGUUUUUUGGACAACUCACAGGAGCACCGUAAGCAGGCUAAGCUAGCAGGAAGAGCUAACGACAGUUGGCUAAAACUCCUGCUCCGUUGGUGGCCACCCAGUGCAGGCGGCUGAACUUGACAGAUCCAGCUAUGUAAGCUGCUCUGAUGUGUGGAUUUCUAAAUCCAUACAGCACCUGGUUAAGACAGCUUUCAAGCUGGUCUGGAGGAUCAUACUGUGACAUAAACAUCCCACACACCUCCAGCUGUUUUGGCUGAACAGGUGUAUGUUGGCCUGGAUCAUAGCAUAACCCCCCAGAGCAGCCUCCUCCCCUCCCCUACCUCUGCUCUUCCUGCACAACUACUAUGCCUCUGGGUUUGGGAAGAAGGAAGAAGGCGUCCCCGCUGGUCGAGAACGAGGAAGCGGAACCCAUCCGCUCAGGUCUCAAUGUGCCAGGUAUGGAUGACCUAGAUGGAGGUGUUGUCGGCCUGGGAGAAGGUGCCACCUCCGAAGGCCUGCCACCUCCACCGAGCAGCAUGCGACCUCGCCUCAUCUUCCACACUCAGCUCGCUCACGGCAGCCCCACAGGCCGCAUCGAGGGCUUCAGUAAUGUGCGGGAGCUCUAUGCCAAGAUCGGUGAGGCCUUUGGGAUACCUCCGUCUGAGGUUAUGUUUUGCACACUGAACACUCACAAGGUGGACAUGGACAAACUGUUGGGAGGUCAGAUUGGGCUAGAGGACUUUAUUUUUGCCCACAUAAAAGGACAGCGGAAGGAAAUAGAGGUGUACAAAGGAGAGGAUGCACUAGGGUUGACGAUCACUGAUAAUGGAGCUGGCUACGCUUUCAUCAAGAGGAUCCGCGAGGGGAGCGUCAUCCACCAGAUCCAGGUCAUCAACGUGGGCGAUAUGAUCGAGUCGAUCAACGGCCAUCGUCUGAUCGGAUGCCGACACUAUGAGGUGGCCAAGAUGCUGAAGGAGCUACCCAAAGGGAAGGAGUUCACCAUCAAGCUGACGGAGCCUCUGAAGGCCUUUGAUAUGAUCAGCCAGCGGUCUGGAGGGUCCAGGUCGGCAUCAGGGGUUCAGCUGGGGACCGGCAGAGGAACUCUGCGGCUGCGCUCCAAAGGCCCUGCCACUGUGGAAGAACUGCCCUCUGCGUUCGAGGAAAAGGCCAUCGAGAAGGUGGACGACCUGCUUGAGAGCUACAUGGGCAUCAGAGACAGCGAGCUGGCGGCAACCAUGGUGGAGCUGGGAAAGGACAAAAAGAACCCCGAUGAGUUUGCCGAGGCUUUAGACGAAACCCUGGGAGACUUUGCCUUCCCAGACGAAUUUGUCUUCGACGUCUGGGGCGCCAUCGGCGAUGCGAAGGUUGGACGGGUGUAACCGCAGACACUAAUGCAGCAGAACAGCCUGUGUGUGUGCGUCACACCUACAACAUUCAGCACUACUAGGAAACACAACACUACCGUCAUGAUUUUGUUUUUAUUCCAGUGUAUACUCCUAUUUUUCAUUUCGAGUGUACCCUGUUGGGAGACUCUGCCUACACAAAGAGCAUAAUGCCAGUUAAUGGGAGAAGAAGACUUGUGAUGCCUUCCCAAGUGCUUUUAUUUGUCUUCCGGCUUUUUCCAGAACCUACAAGCACGCCGAUGAGCAUUCCCUCUGACCACAUCACGUGACCCUGCAUGUCAUUGUUGUAGUUGCUGGCAGUGGAAAAAGUACAGCACAAGUCUCUAAUGUGGGAGAAAUGAAAGGCAACGGCUAACACAAAGUAGAUAUUUGAUACUUGCCCCCCCCACGUUGCACUGUGUUGCACUGCGCUGUAAACCAACAACAGAAGUGAACAGAUUGCACUGUACCUCACCUGGUAAGCGGCACAGUUAUUGCACAGUACAAGGCGUCGGCCUCCCUGAAUUACAGUGUCGUCCUGAACCACUCGAUGUUACUGAUAUGGAUCAGUUUUACAAGCAUGUGCUGUUAUAUUUUUAUCUUCAUAAUGAAUUCUGCUGGUUUUAUGAUCUUUUAUUUUGGUAAAAGAAAGAAACGUUGUUGAAAAAGGGUCAUGUGUAGCUCACUGAUUAAAGAUCAGCGAUGUUCGUUCACUGUUAACACUCCAAACUGCAGCUCAUUCCAGUCUCACUUUCAUACACUUGACAGAGUUACAGAAAAUCAGUGUUAAUUUCCUUUUAUUAAAGGUCACAGAGCUGCAACGAUUGGCCAAAUAGUCGAUCGAAAGACAAUUAAUCGCCAACUAUUUUGAUGAUCGAUUGAUUGUUUCAGUCAUUUUUCAAGCAAAAAUGUCAAAUAUUUGCUGGUUCCAGCUUCUUAAAUAUAAAGAUGUGCAGUUUUUUAUUUCAUCUUUCUGUCAUUUAUGAUAGUAAAUUGAAGAGCCUUUGGGUUUUGAACUGUUGGUUGAACAACAGAAUCAAGCUGAAGACGUCACUUUGGGCUCUGGGAAAUUUUAAUUAGCAAUUUUCACAAUUUUUUUGACAUUUUAUAGACUAAAUAGUCGAUCGAUAAUGAAAAUAAUCCUUCGUUGCAGCCCUGGUCAUUAUAGGAGAAUGAGAAGCAGAUUGGUUUCCAGGUUUGUGGAUUGUGUUGAAUUAUUUUUUUUUUUAUAGCUAGUGUUUUCAUAUAAAGUGAUGUGAUGUCUAUUUUAAAACAAGGUUUGUGGAACAUGAAGAAUUUGAUCAGGUGUUACAACUACUUCGUUGUUUGGAAGCAUUACAGAAGGCAGUAUUAACGAAGAGGAAGUCAUGACAUGGAGUAAUCGUGUAAAAGAAAAGAAAAAGGAAUCUGUGAAGAACAAAAUGCCUUCAUUUCUUCUCAUUUCAUGCAAUUUAUUUUGUACUUUUUUUCUUAGAAGUAUGCAUUAGGGAGCAUGGUGCUGAAAAAUCAAGAAUCCUGUCAUUGGAGCAGAACGAUACCAAACUUGCAUCUCGCGUCGCAGUGACUUGUGUUGUUCACGGAGAGAAAAAACAGGCAAUGCUGCACCAACUACUCGGCGUCGGUAAACACGUCUUAAAAAAAACCCAAACUUUUUGGUGUUAACCUUUUCAGUAUAUCCAAAUGUAUGAAGCUAUUUUGUAGUUUUGUUUCACUCUUCAGAGUUAAUGAAUAUCUAAAUGGGUUAUGUCAUGAAACUGAUGCUAGAACACUGUAACACUGAGAAGAACACGUUAUUUUGAUGGCUUUGUAUUACACUGUUGUCAAUGUCCAAUUAUAAUGCAAUAAUAAC
Molecule: messenger RNA, 3346 nt
Organism: Chelmon rostratus (copperband butterflyfish)
Lineage: Eukaryota; Metazoa; Chordata; Actinopteri; Chaetodontiformes; Chaetodontidae
Gene: gipc1
Product: GIPC PDZ domain containing family, member 1
Exons: 7
Coding region: 481-1494 (337 amino acids)
Molecular function (GO): protein binding
Source: RefSeq, a predicted model, not a curated record